Molecule: messenger RNA, 1697 nt
Organism: Lytechinus variegatus (green sea urchin)
Lineage: Eukaryota; Metazoa; Echinodermata; Echinoidea; Temnopleuroida; Toxopneustidae
Product: fukutin-like
Exons: 9
Coding region: 163-1563 (466 amino acids)
Cellular component (GO): Golgi membrane
Source: RefSeq, a predicted model, not a curated record
CCCAUGGGUUCCUUUUUUUUCUUCCCGAGGUUGGGCGUGAAUUUUGAAAUGAUUAUUGCAUUUUGUCAGCUGUGCUGAACCAACUGAACCAACAUAGAGAUAAUAAAAUAUAGUGGUUUUCCUACUCAAGGAGUCGAGCAACGGACUGGAUAAUUGAAAACCAUGGGGAAACUCCAGUCCCAGAUUCUUCAGAUUCUAAUGGCCUUUGGUGCAAUCUUUGUUGUGUUUCAAAUUUACGUUUUCAAAUCGGCUUGGAUGAAUGAAGAGGAUUCCGACGAGGAGAGAAACGAAAAGAAAAGAUCUGAUGACUGGACUCCGCCUCUUGACUACAUCACGGUCGAAGCAUUCACCAGUAUAGCCAAGGAGUACAAAGUACCCCUGUUCCUGCUCGAGCCGGCCAUCUUGGAGUCAGUAUGGGCUCACAGGACGGGUACAAGACCCUCCAAGGGGCGAUGCCGGUUCCUGUGCAAGGGUACAGAUUCCACUACGUUUGGUGUCAUCUCUGCUCAGUGGAUCACACAGAAUUUCCUGGAUGCCAUGUGGAGAAGUGGCUUCAGGUCAUCCCUCUCCAAGGGCAGCGAUCCCAGACUCCUCUCUGUCAACGAACUGGUCCCACCCAGCGUCAUUCCUCAGCAUUACUUCUUCCAGUACCAAGCACACCUCAUCCAUCUGGUGGUCUUCUAUGAGAGGGCGGGGUCGUACCUCUGGCACGGUACCGCCUCGGAAGGGGAGUGGGAGCCGGGUCAUGAUGGGCAGUUUCUCUGGUUUCCAGUCAAGAGUCUGCGGUUCGGUGGUGAGCGAGAGGGUGCUUUUCAAAAAAUGGAAUUCGCAGACAUCAAGAUAGAUGGUGUACCACUAACGGUCCCCAAGCAUCCGAUGAAACUACUGCAACAGGUGCCAAAUUCUACUUUUUUAGAGUGCAAUUACCAGCAAGCUAGGGAGUUCCUGGCAGAGAACGGUGUGGAUGAUACUCCCAAAGCUGCUGAUUUUAGAAGCAGAGCCAGAGCGAUCCUUGAGAGGGGGAUGAUGGCCUUAGAUGGAAUAGGAGUUCCUUUCUGGAUCAGCAGUGGAACUUGUUUAGGUUGGUUUCGAGAGUGCAAUAUCAUAGCCCACAGUGUGGAUGUAGACUUGGGUAUGCGUAUCAGGGAUUAUAACGACAAGGUGAUACCAGCAAUGGAAAGUCAAGGUCUUCAACUUCUUCAUCAGUUUGGAAAGGUAGAGGAUAGCUUUGAGCUGUCAUUUGCCAGAGAUAGCAUCAAGUUGGACAUAUUUUUCUUCUACGACGAUGAAGAUUUUAUAUGGAAUGGUGGGACAGAUGCCCAUACUGGAGAAAAAUAUCAGUAUGUCUUUCAUCAAUUCAAUCUCUGCUGGACAGAGCUGGUGGGUCUCCUUGUACGGAUCCCUUGCCCUACCCUGCCUUACAUCGAGGCCAACUACGGCACUGAGUGGGACCAGAAGGUCACCCAGUGGGACUGGAAGGAAAGUCCGCCCAACGUCAGACCCAACGGAGUCUGGGAGAAGGAGGAGUGGCCUUAUGUGAUCCAGACGUUUCCAAUCAUGUGAGUCGUGACCUGUGGGGGAUCCAGCUGGAUUGGAUGCAACACCAUUUCAGGGGCCAUAUUGUUUGCAUGAUGGUUGGCCACCCCAAAACCGUUGUUUAAUCUGACUGGGGGCCCGUUGCAGAAAGAGUUGCAAGC